Messenger RNA from Acanthopagrus latus (yellowfin seabream), 1571 nucleotides. RefSeq names its product olfactory receptor class A-like protein 1. Gene Ontology annotation, cellular component: membrane. The coding region runs from base 237 to 1220 and encodes 327 amino acids. Lineage: Eukaryota; Metazoa; Chordata; Actinopteri; Spariformes; Sparidae. Gene Ontology annotation, molecular function: pheromone receptor activity. The record is from RefSeq and is a predicted model, not a curated record. The transcript is spliced from 2 exons. Gene Ontology annotation, biological process: G protein-coupled receptor signaling pathway.
CUCUCAUAUGUGUGCCUGGCUGUUGUUUUUAAGAGGAACGUGAAAGUUUGAGUGUAUCCUUCAGAGGUACCGUGCUGCCUUUGCAGUGCUGCCCCUCAGAGACCAUCUGAGUCGGAUUUAGUUUGUUGCUUUAAUUUGCCAAACUGAACUGUGGGCUGAACGCUGCAACAUUGGCCAGUGAUCUCGAGGGGCAUUAAAGGCUAUAAAUUGCAAUUACACAGGCUGUUAAACAGCUAAUGCACAAAGGACUUGUAACUUCAGGUGCAGGCCUCGAUGUCAUGGAUCUGUGUGUGACCAUCAAAGGGGUCUCCUUCCUCCUGCAAACAGGUAUGGGCAUUUUGGGGAACACCGUGGUGCUGCUGGCGUACGCCCACAUCAUUUACACCGAGCCCAAGCUCCUUCCUGUGGACAUGAUCCUGUGCCACCUGGCCUUCGCCAACCUGAUGCUGCUUCUGACCCGCUGCGUCCCCCAGACGAUGACUGUGUUUGGGCUGAAGGACCUGCUGAACGACCCCGGCUGUAAGGUGGUGAUCUACGCCUACCGCAUCGGCCGGGCUCUGUCAGUCUGCAUCACCUGCAUGCUCAGUGUGUUUCAGGCGGUGACCAUCGCCCCAGCUGGGCCUCGUUUGUCGAGGCUGAAGCCUGCACUUCCCUCCCUGGUCCUCCCCACGUUUGCAGGGCUGUGGCUUCUCAACAUGGCCAUAUGCAUCGCAGCUCCUUUCUUCUCUAUGGCUCCAAGAAACGGCACCGUCCCUGCUUUUACUCUCAACCUGGGCUUCUGUCAUGUAGACUUCAGAGACAACCUGUCCUAUGUGAUCAAUGGGGUGGCCGUCUCUGGAAGGGACUUUGCCUUCGUGGCUCUGAUGUUAGGCUCGAGCGGUUACAUCCUGCUGCUUCUCCACCGCCACAGCCGGCAGGUGAGAGGGAUCCGUCGCUCCCAGGGUGCCGGGGCAGAGACCAGGGCUGCCAAAACAGUCGUCACCUUGGUGGUUCUCUACGUGGUCUUCUUCGGGAUUGAUAACGUGAUCUGGAUCUACAUGCUGACGGUGGCGAAGGUGUCGCCAGUGGUGGCUGAUAUGAGGGUGUUCUUCUCCUCCUGCUACGCCUCUCUCAGCCCCUAUUUCAUCAUCUCCUCCAACAAGAAGGUCAAGGCGAAGAUCGUGUGUGCAGCCGAGCAAGACCAACCGUCAGCAGACAAUCAGGAGUCGAGUGACAAAUGAGUCCUUUUCUAUCUUGACAGGCUGUCAACUGACCUGCAAGACAGCAGAGUCGUACUCUCAGACUUCAUUAUUUUGAGCGCUGUUGCACAAAUCCCUGUCAUUUAGCUACGCAAUGGACCCUUUAGAAAGUAGUCAGAGACUGUAGAGACUUGCGAUGAUGUAACAGGGUUUUCUCUGUAUAUAUAUAUACAUGCAUCUGCCAUGGGGUUUAUGGUCAUUUUGUAUGCAGGCAAAAAAUAAAAUAAAAAAAUUAGUCAAUUAUCAGAAUCUGAAUUUUAGAAUUAAUUUAAGUAAUUUUUCCAAACAUCCCAUCUUUCCAGCUUGAGAAGUGCCCUUGAGCAAGGCACAUAA